Messenger RNA from Melospiza georgiana, 792 nucleotides. RefSeq names its product cathepsin G-like. NCBI's taxonomy places the organism in Eukaryota, Metazoa, Chordata, Aves, Passeriformes, Passerellidae. Gene Ontology annotation, molecular function: serine-type endopeptidase activity. The transcript has 5 exons. Gene Ontology annotation, cellular component: cytoplasm; intracellular membrane-bounded organelle. Gene Ontology annotation, biological process: proteolysis. The record is from RefSeq and is a predicted model, not a curated record. The coding region runs from base 1 to 792 and encodes 263 amino acids.
AUGCUGCUGCUCCUUCUGCUCACAAAUGCUUUUGUCCUUCUGCCCUGGGCUGGGGCUGGAAGGAUCAUUGGUGGAAAGAAAGCUGUGGCCCACUCCAGACCCUACAUGGCAUUUUUAGAAAUUGAAACUGACUCAGACUAUAUUAAGUGUGGAGGGUUCCUGAUUCGCCCAGACGCAGUGCUCUCAGCAGCUCACUGUGUAGAUGAAGAAGGGAUAGAGAAUGUCACUGUGAUUCUGGGAGCCCACAAUGUGAACAGACAAGAACCGAGCCAACAGAAGAUCCGUGUUGAAAAAUGGAUCAUCCAUCCUGAAUAUUCCCCUAAGCCCGUGAAAAAUGACAUCGUGCUGCUGAAGCUGGAGCAAAAUGCCAUCAUCAAGAAGAAUGUGAGGUUGAUCUCCAUUCCCAAGGAAAAUGAAAGUGUGAGAGUAGGAACUGAAUGUAAUGUGCCUGGCUGGGGACAGACAUCUGUGACAGGGCCGAGGAGCGAUGUCUUGAUGGAGGUGAAACUGAAGGUGCAAAAGGAGGAAAUAUGUGAGCAGCUUCUUCCUGACUACGAGCCUCAGUCUAUGAUCUGUGUUGGUGAUGAAAACCAUAAAAAAGGAACUUACGAGGGUGAUUCUGGUGGCCCAUUAGUCUGCAAUAAGAAGGCUUAUGGCAUUGUUUCUUAUGGAUGUGGGUGCAACCUCUUCCCUGAGGCAUUCACCAGGAUCUCCCACUUUGAGCCCUGGAUCCGUGAGCAAUUGAGGAAGUUUGCAAUCCAAGAUAUUCCUGGCUCUCCAUCCUCUGACUAA